AAUACGUGUUAUAAAAAAAAAACACAAAAAAACAACCAAAAAAAACAAACAGGAAAUAAAUAUCUGGCUGAAAUUCUACGCCUAAGAAGCAACGACAAACAGAAAAUGGGCCGCGACAAACGAGAGAUGAGGCAUCUAUAGUCCGUAUACGAUCAUCUACUGCGACAUCUAUCUAGCAGUACGACCAGAGUAGUAUACGGGCCACGAUCGAGAAAGACGCAAAAUACCUCGAGUUAUUACAUCGUGAAGAUAGGCCCUCAUGCGCCAAGAAAUAAAAACUUACUUGUACACUCUGGGUUACACGCCUUCGAGACUCGAAGAUCGAGUGACAAGAGAGACCAAGGGGCCCCUUGAGUAAAGUGUGGUUAAUUGUCGACGCAAUUGUUAGAUUUACGCCUCUAACCGAUAAUUAAUACAAAUGUUCUGUGCUAGGUUAUGGAAUCACGUUACAAG
Messenger RNA from Gryllus bimaculatus (two-spotted cricket), 453 nucleotides. Lineage: Eukaryota; Metazoa; Arthropoda; Insecta; Orthoptera; Gryllidae. The record is from the annotation of a GenBank genome assembly.